AUGGCCACAAGAGAAAGACGACCCACUGAAAAGGGUGCAGAGUUGCAACAAGAAGCAAAAUUCAAAGAACUUGGAAUAGCAUGGAGGAACCUCCGCAAGGAAUCAGAUGACUUGAGAAUGUUUAUGAAGGAAAACCCGCCUGUUAAAGAAACCCAAACACGGCAUAAAAUAUGGAUGAAUUUGUAUGAAAGUUUUCUACAGGCCAAUGAUGUGUACUGUGGUACACUCAGUGCAGAAGCCUUGGAAGAGCACAUUGAGAAAUGGUACAAAAAGAAGACAUUGUUUAUAGAAAAGAGAAAAUCAGAGGCCGAACAAUGGUUUCUGACUAGAACAGAGGUCCAGACUACAACUAUGUCACGAGCAUCGAAGUCUUCUCGUGCUAGUCAAGGAUCCUCAGCAAGAAGAAUUGCGGAGGCCAAACGACUGUCAGAGCUGAAGAAGCAGAGUGAACUUCUCCGAGAUCAGCAGGAAAGUGAGAAGAAACUGAAACUGUUGGAAAUUGAACUUCAACAGGAAAAGGAAAGAAGUGCCAUAGCAAAUGAAAUGGCUAAAGCAGAAGCCCGGGAACAUCUCCUGGAGGAGAUCGAGGAAGAAGAAAAUAAUAGCCAAAAUUUAGAUGGAGAAGAGGUAGACACUCAAAGAUCCAUAAGCAGUCGACAUUCCAGAGAGGAAGAAUCACCUGGCAAUGUUAAACAAACUACGUUCCCCACUGCAUCCUCAAAACACCUUCUAGAGGUGCUGAUGGAACUGCGAAAGCCAAAGUUAGAAAUAAGGAAAUUCGAAGGGAACCGUCUACAGUUCAAAAGAUUCAUGAGGCAAUUUAAAUUCAAAAUCGAAGGGAUCUGUUCCAACGACGAAAAAAUGGCAUAUCUAGAACAGUAUACGAUCGGAGAAGCAAAUAAAAUAGUUGUUGGGUACUCCUUCUUAGACGCUGAUGUGGGCUACCCUGCGGCGAUAGAAGAAUUGAAAAGGAAAUACGGUGACGUAGACGCCAUGGCAAACGAGUACAUAAAAAAGGUUUUGUCUUGGGAAUAUAUUAGAGCUGAUGAUCCCAAGGGCCUUGAUGCCUUUGCUGUCUUUUUGAAGGAAUGCAGAGCAGCAACACAAACUAUUGGAGGUAUGGGUGUGCUGGAAUAUUCUGAGAAUUUAAAGAAAAUAUUACAGAAGCUUCCCAACUUCAUGCAUGACCGGUAG
Molecule: messenger RNA, 1194 nt
Organism: Anneissia japonica
Lineage: Eukaryota; Metazoa; Echinodermata; Crinoidea; Comatulida; Comatulidae
Exons: 1
Coding region: 1-1194 (397 amino acids)
Source: RefSeq, a predicted model, not a curated record